Thermothielavioides terrestris NRRL 8126 is the source of this 799-nucleotide messenger RNA. RefSeq lists its product as uncharacterized. Gene Ontology annotation, molecular function: acyltransferase activity, transferring groups other than amino-acyl groups. Bases 261 to 710 code for a protein of 149 amino acids. NCBI's taxonomy places the organism in Eukaryota, Fungi, Ascomycota, Sordariomycetes, Sordariales, Chaetomiaceae. The record is from RefSeq and is a predicted model, not a curated record. The transcript has a single exon.
UGGGUCGGGUCAACCGGGUAAGCCCUGCUUACCCGUAACUACUCCAAAUGCGGGAGCUGGAUACAAAAAUGGGGUCUGCUGUUGACUCACUGAUCGAAGGACCAAUUAAUACGAGCAACAAGAAGCGCAUCAUCAGUUUGUUCAUUCGCUUUCUUAAUUAAGACCACUUCAUUGAUGAUUUCCUUGUCGCGCUGUGUGCUUGGGAAAUCUGCCUUUCAUAUCCCAGCUCUUUCGUUCUGGUUUCUCAAUCCGCCAACCUCAUGUCUCCAGCACCGGAACAGCCCACGCCAUCGGAGCCCCGCCCCGCCCCGGGCCCGGCGCCGGAUCCCGCAUCCUUCGUCCGCGUGCGCACCACUCGCCCGCGCUCCCCAUUCCCUCCCAACUCAGCCCGCCAACCCAUCAUCACGCCCCGCCUCAUCCUCCGUGCCUUGACGCCGGAGGACAUCCCCGCCCUCCAUGUCCUCCGCACCCAGCCAGAGGUGAUGCGCUGGACGGCGUUGGGCAGGCCGGACGCGGAUCUGGAGGAGACGCGGAGGAGGAUGGAAAGGUCUUAUCCGCCCAAUGAUACGGCCUCGUUCAACUUCGCGAUCUGUGCGAGGGGCGUGGAUGGCGACGCCGACGCUGCGGGGGAGCUGAUCGGCAUUGGCGGUUGCGCUCUGACUAAAGGGAGCUUCGGCUGGUCCGUCAAGUCCGAGCUCUCUUUUUGCUGAUUAUGGUUUCGGGUAGCUCUUAGUUGCUCCCGAGAUAAUUCUUUGCUCCCCAGUUGCCCCCCCAUGUCUGGAUUACCUAGGGAAGAAAC